AUGUCAGCCUUCUUCUCUUCUUGUGCCACAACUGGGUUGUCCCCAACUCUCCUCCCUGCCCUCCUGCCCUCCUGCCCGCCUGCCUGCCUGCCUGCCUGCUAUUCCCGACUCAUUUCUUCCCUCACCACCCUCGACGGCAUGUCAGCCUUCUUCUCUUCUUGUGCCACAACUGGGUUGUCCCCAACUCUCCUCCCUGCCCUCCUGCCCUCCUGCCCGCCUGCCUGCCUGCUAUUCCCGACUCCAUUUCUUCCCUCACCACCCUCGACGGCAUGUCAGCCUUCUUCUCUUCUUGUGCCACAACUGGGUUGUCCCCAACUCUCCUCCCUGCCCUCCUGCCCGGCUGCCCGCCUGCCUGCCUGCCUGCCUGCUAUUUCCGACUCCAUUUCUUCCCUCACCACCCUCGACGGCAUGUCAGCCUUCUUCUCUUCUUGUGCCACAACUGGGUUGUCCCCAACUCUCCUCCCUGCCCUCCUGCCCUCCUGCCCGCCUGCCUGCCUGCUAUUCCCGACUCCAUUUCUUCCCUCACCACCCUCGACGGCAUGUCAGCCUUCUUCUCUUCUUGUGCCACAACUGGGUUGUCCCCAACUCUCCUCCCUGCCCUCCUGCCCUCCUGCCCGCCUGCCUGCCUGCCUGCCUGCUAUUCCCGACUCCAUUUCUUCCCUCACCACCCUCGACGGCAUGUCAGCCUUCUUCUCUUCUUGUGCCACAACUGGGUUGUCCCCAACUCUCCUCCCUGCCCUCCUGCCCUCCUGCCCGCCUGCCUGCCUGCCUGCCUGCUAUUCCCGACUCCAUUUCUUCCCUCACCACCCUCGACGGCAUGUCAGCCUUCUUCUCUUCUUGUGCCACAACUGGGUUGUCCCCAACUGCCUCCCUCCCUCCCUCCCUCCCUGCCUCCCUGCCUCUGCCUGCCUGCCUGCCUGCUAUUCCCGACUCCAUCUCCACCCUCACCACCCUCGAGGGCAUGUGGGUGAGCCUUCUCUUCUUGUGCCACAACAGGGCCGUCACCAACUGCCUCUCUCCCUGCCUCACCGUCGUGUACAAAAUUUACUCAACAACAACCAGCUGACAGGCACCAUCCCAUCAGCCAUAUUCACCACGACGAAUCUGAAAUACCUCCCGCACUGCUCUUGCAUUGCAUGUGCUGCUUCUGAUCGCACUGUCUCCCUGACAUUGCUAUUGUCAUUGCCCGUCAGCUACAAUGUCUCCCUCUCGUCACAAUUGUACUGCCUCCCUCCCAACCGUCUCCCUGCCAUUGCCAUUGCCCGUCAGCUACUUUAG
Molecule: messenger RNA, 1278 nt
Organism: Closterium sp. NIES-65
Lineage: Eukaryota; Viridiplantae; Streptophyta; Zygnematophyceae; Desmidiales; Closteriaceae
Source: the annotation of a GenBank genome assembly